Molecule: messenger RNA, 1199 nt
Organism: Mangifera indica (mango)
Lineage: Eukaryota; Viridiplantae; Streptophyta; Magnoliopsida; Sapindales; Anacardiaceae
Exons: 3
Coding region: 1-807 (268 amino acids)
Molecular function (GO): protein binding
Source: RefSeq, a predicted model, not a curated record
AUGGACUGGCCUGGUCUUAGUGUUGGAAGAUUCUAUGAUUCUUAUAGAGCACUAGGUGCUUAUGCUUAUUUGUAUCUGUUCGUUGAUGAUUUGCUGCUUCUGGUUGUUCUUACCGAGUUGAUAAUGAAGGAGAUCCUGAACUGGGAGGAUGAAGAAGGAAACAAUGCAUUGCAUACUGCAGUUUCUGCAAAUCAACCUGAGGCGGUGAAACUGUUGAUUGGUUCUGUGAAAGUGAAUAAAAAGAACGGUAAAGGUUUAACAGCUUUGGACAUCUUCAAUGAUCGCCAAGGUCAAGAUUUGGUAGAUGCAGCAGUUGGGGACAUUCUACUUGCUGCGAAAGCUAAAAGUGCAUCUCAACUCCAUUGUCCGUCUUUAAGAGGUUCAGAAGAAGCUUCACUAUUUGAGAACUCUUCCAGGGGCUUAUCAUUUUCUGCAAGAAUUCCGAAAAGCUUUGGUCUGGGUUACCGAAGCGUUGAUAAAGUUCCACUUGAAGUCCGAAAUGUUCUACUUGUGGUGGCCAUAUUGAUAGCCACAGCCACCUAUCAAGCUGCAUUAAGCCCCCCUGGAGGAUUUUGGCAAGAGGACAGCAAUCUGCAGCCUCCAGCCACCACCAGCGCUAUCAGUAACACCACGGCCAGCACCAUCUGUACUACAAAGCCUUUUGAUCACCUUGCAGGGAACAUGAUUCUGGGGUCUUUAGGCCAGUUAUUAUUUUUGACAUUUAAUUCUUCAGCCUUUUUUACGUCUGUGUGCUUAAUUGCCACCCUCGUGACGGGCUCCCAUUUUACAGAAUCAUUAUCCGAUUGAUAUCUUUGAUGGUAUUUUCGUAUUAUGUUUCUAUUCUUGAAACUUUUGACUACAACGAAAGGACCUCUGUAGGGCCUUUGCUUCUCAUUUUUCUGCUUGUAAGUUUUCUUGCAGCAUAUUAUAUUCCAGUAUUUUUAAAUUACCAACAACUGAAGCUCACAUGGCAUGGCCGCCGGAGGAACCUAUGUCUGGGAAGCUUUGAACAACCCAAGAUGUGAAUUCAGCUAGUGAAUUUAUUUUUCUGUGUCACUUGUUUAUGUUUUAUUUUUGGAGUAAACAUUGUUUGAAAUGUUACAUCUGCUCCGAAAAAACCUAAUAAAGUUGUUUCUUUCACUUUUGCAAAUGAUAAUUUAGGGCUGUCAAAGUCGCCAACCCCAGCUUGCUUUGGCCCU